Messenger RNA from Linum tenue, 1259 nucleotides. Lineage: Eukaryota; Viridiplantae; Streptophyta; Magnoliopsida; Malpighiales; Linaceae. The record is from the annotation of a GenBank genome assembly.
CAAUAAACAAAUACCUGUCCUGAACUGCAAAAUAUAAAAGAAAACGUAUCCAUACUGUAAGUUUAUAUAAUAAAAAGGGUAAACUGAAAAUUGGCCGCCCUCCGGUGUCCCGGACAUAGAUAAAGGCUUCUCCAUUCUCAUCUAGAGCCCAAUUCCCGUUCUCUCAUUUGCUUCCUAGGGUUUUUUCUCCGCCGCUCGUCCACCAUGGGAAGAAGACCCGCGAGGUGUUAUCGCCAGAUCAAGAACAAGCCCUACCCUAAAUCGCGAUUCUGUCGUGGUGUCCCCGACCCCAAGAUCAGGAUCUAUGAUGUGGGCAUGAAGAAGAAGGGGGUCGAUGAGUUCCCGUUCUGCGUGCAUUUGGUGUCCUGGGAAAAGGAAAACGUGUCCAGCGAAGCGCUCGAGGCUGCCCGCAUUGCUUGCAACAAGUACAUGACCAAGAGUGCUGGCAAGGAUGCGUUCCAUUUGAGGGUCCGUGUUCAUCCGUUCCAUGUGUUGCGUAUCAACAAGAUGCUUUCGUGUGCCGGAGCUGAUAGGCUCCAGACCGGAAUGAGGGGUGCUUUCGGGAAGCCGCAGGGUGUCUGUGCUAGAGUCGCCAUCGGCCAGGUUCUUCUCUCUGUCAGGUGCAAGGACAACAACAGUCAGCAUGCGCAAGAGGCUCUCCGCCGUGCCAAGUUCAAGUUUCCUGGCCGUCAGAAGAUCAUUAUCAGCAGGAAGUGGGGGCUUUACCAAGUUCAACCGUGCUGAUUAUGUGAAGCUGAAGCAAGAGAACAGGAUUAUGCCGGAUGGAGUUAAUGCCAAGCUUCUGGGUUGCCAUGGACCACUUGCUAACCGAGAACCAGGAAGGGCAUUUUUGGAUGCAGCUGUUACCUCAUAAACAAGAUACGAUUUGAGUACAGGAGUCGUCUCUUUUGUGGAGGUCAUCAAGUUGUUUUUAGUUUUGAGUUUAUUCUAGUUUAUGCCAACUGGUACUGGAUUACCGUUGCAGGAACCAGUUUGUUCUUUUGAUUGUAAAGACGAUCAGUUCUCUCCUAUUUGGUAUGACAUGUGAUUGUUGUUAAGAUGAAAACCUAAUGCAUCCUUCAGAAUCAGAACCUGCCCAUCACCACAAAACUAAAUAUUAGUCGAAAAAAAGCACCAGACACCAACGAAAACCAUCACGAAGAAGAACAUACAGCUCAAUGAGACAAUGACAGUGAGUCAAAAGUCAUCUCAACAUGUUUUGCAUAAACUAAAUCGUAAAUUAUACCUCGAAUUGGGAC